AUGAAAGUCAUCGCUAUGUCGUUCAAUAAAACUGCAUGCGAUAUUCAUCUGUCCGCAGACGGUGGCGGGACCCAUUUAGUAGCGAUAUGCAACAAUGACGAGGGUUCUGGGAUCACUGCCGACCUCAUUCUUGAUCAAUACCUGGGAAAUAAGGAUGGCCAUUUUGAAUGGGGUGGAACGAACUUCAGCAAGAAUGCCAGGAACAUUACCAUGAGCGCUGAAUGGCCAGAGCGAAAACCAAUUCUUCGCUCAGAACUCCUGGAUUCAUCUGGGCAUUAUGUUCAAGAUGAGAUCGAUCUUGCCGCUCACAUCGCAAAUGUCGAGGGAGAACUAAUGUACCACCAACCCGAAGAUUGA
Messenger RNA from Penicillium daleae, 357 nucleotides. RefSeq names its product CVNH domain-containing protein. Lineage: Eukaryota; Fungi; Ascomycota; Eurotiomycetes; Eurotiales; Aspergillaceae. Bases 1 to 357 code for a protein of 118 amino acids. The transcript has 2 exons. The record is from RefSeq and is a predicted model, not a curated record.